Messenger RNA from Talaromyces proteolyticus, 1322 nucleotides. Its product is annotated as putative alcohol dehydrogenase. Gene Ontology annotation, cellular component: cytosol. Gene Ontology annotation, biological process: formaldehyde catabolic process. The record is from RefSeq and is a predicted model, not a curated record. NCBI's taxonomy places the organism in Eukaryota, Fungi, Ascomycota, Eurotiomycetes, Eurotiales, Trichocomaceae. Bases 105 to 1268 code for a protein of 387 amino acids. Gene Ontology annotation, molecular function: zinc ion binding; S-(hydroxymethyl)glutathione dehydrogenase [NAD(P)+] activity. The transcript has 6 exons.
AAUUCAUCUAGAAUUAAGGUUUAUAAUCCACCUUAACUCCCUCUACUACUUCUUCGAUCGCCCAGAGCCAGCGACAUAUAGUGCAUGUACAAUUCAGCUAGAUAAUGGCUACUAACCAAAGCAAAGAAGUGAUUGUAACACAGGCAAUCGUGGCCAGCGAGCCACUGGAGCCUUUGAAACCGAACUAUUCAUUGGAAGACGUCGAUGUCUAUCCGCCAGCCGAAGGUGAUAUACUUGUUGAAGUACGUGCUGCGGGUAUCUGCCAUACAGAUAAUCUGUUAUGCUCGGUACCUCGUGGUAUUCAUGGGGUGAUUUAUCCAAAAGUUGGUGGCCAUGAAGGUUCUGGAAUAGUGAGAGCCAUAGGAGCCAAUGUUCGAUCCGUCAAAGUUGGAGAUAGGGUAUUAUUAUCUUUUUACUCGUGCUCUUCCUGUGGUCAAUGCCAAGACCAGCAUCCUGCCUAUUGCCAAAAGUUUCAAAGCGAAAAUUAUCCAGGACAGCAGGGAUUCAUGAAGUUACAUAAAACUGAUGGUGAAUUAUGGUCAAAAUUUUUUGGGCAGUCAAGCUUUUCCCAUUACAGCAUCGUGGCUGAACAAAGCGUUAUUAAUGUUGAGUCUAUUCUCAAUAGUGAUGACGAGCUCAAGCUCUUCGCACCGCUAGGUUGUGGAUUUCAGACUGGAAUGGGUAUUAUUCAAAAUAUUACACAGCCUAAGCUGACGGAUGUUAUUGUAAUACUUGGUAUGGGAGCAGUUGGAAUGGGGACGCUCAUGACUGCCAAAAUCCAUGAUUGCAAAACAAUAGUCGCUGUUGAUCGAAUUGGAUCUCGCCUUGAGCUUGCCGAAAAACUAGGUGCAACACAUAUCAUUAAUACGAAAGAUCUCAAGAACAACUCACUGAAGAAUACUAUUUUCUCUAUGUUCCCCGAUGGUGUCAAUAUCUUUGUUGAUACUACUGGGUCUCCGACCCUACUCGAGCAAGCCCUUGAAAGCAUCUGCAAGCUUGGCAAAUUAGUCGUCGUAGGUGUACCUCCUACGGGAUAUGAACUAAGUUUCGAUGUUACGAGGCAUAUUAAUAUGGGACGAUCUAUAGUAGGAUGUAUAGAAGGGGAUUGUGUUCCGAACAGGGAUAUCCCUCAGAUGAUAAAGUGGUAUCGUGAGGGCAAAUUUCCAAUUGACCGAUUGGUGCAGUAUUUUAACGCGACUGACUUUCAGCAAGCAUUUGCGAGUUUCAAAGAUGGAUCAGUGAUCAAGCCAGUUCUAGUAUGGACAUAGUCGCAUCAGUCAUGUUACACUAGUACUUCAACGGUUACAUAAGAGAAUUAUUGA